AUGACUGUAGCAUCUAUAUCAUUCCUUUUGUGUCUGUUGAGAAUUUUCCUCAUCUAUGCUGUCCUAGGCUUCCUAAAUUUGCAUUGCUCCAGUGGAGAGAAGGAAUUUUCCUUUCACCUAAAUGAUGCUGAUGUCAAUGUGACCAGAAGCAGAUGGCGUCGAUCUCCAAACAACCCACCACAGCCCAUUGAUUGUAAUGUUUCUAGCUGGUCCUCAUGGAGCAUUUGUGACCCUUGCCAGAAGAAAAAGUAUAGGUUUGCCCGUGUGGAACGGCCUUCUCAGUUUGGCGGUGACCCAUGUGAUUACACAGACAAAGAAACUGAAGACUGUGUUCCAGAUGGCCCUUGCAGAAAUAUGGUUAGAUGUGAAGGAUUUCUAUGUGGUACAGGAAGAUGCGUUAAUGAGAGACUGCGCUGCGACGGAGAGGAUGGCUGUGGAGAUUACUCAGAUGAAAAAAAUUGUAAGAAAGUAUCUAACGCGUGUGACCAAGAUACUGAACAAUACUGGGGCAUCCAGAUGUUAGCAAGUGGAUUAAAUAUCUUCACAAAUAAUCUGGAAGGAUUAGUUCUGGAUCAUAGCUAUUAUGGUUUAUCGUGUUAUCUACAGUAUAUCGGGGACACCAGAUUUAGAAAACCCUACAAUGUACAUAGCUAUUCAGCAGAGACCAAAGGCACAUUUGGUUUUACAUUGACUGAGCAUGAAUCUUACUCAAGUUUUGAAGAAAAUGUAUCUGGGAAAAGAGCAACACAAAAAGACUUCAAAUUGUAUAUACCAAUACCAUUGAUUUUGGACUUUGGUUUCAGUCAUGAUGACUUCAGGUACAGACGGUUCAUUCAGCUGACAAAAAGGUUUUCUUCAACAUCUAGCAAAUUUAUCCAUGGACAUUCAGAGCUGGAAGUUGCCAAGUAUAGACUGAAAACUCGAGAUUUGAUGCUUCACUAUGAGUUCUUCCAGAGACUUCUUCGCUUACCUUUGGAGUAUAGCUAUGGGGAAUAUCGAGAACUCUACAGAGACUAUGGAACACAUUAUAUCACUGAAGCAACCCUUGGUGGCAUUUAUGAUUAUACUUUGAUCAUGAAUGGUGAAGAGCUUCAGAAGGCAGGUUUCUCUUUAGAUGAUGUCAAGUUAUGUACACGUAUGGGAUUUAGAGCUGAUGUAAGUAUUCGCCGUAUUUCUUUAACGGCAGUUGUAUCAUCUGGAGGCUGUGACAUCAUUUUAAAAGAAAUUGGAGAUAGCAAGGCUAAAAAGAGGUUUGUGGAGGACUUCGUAGCCGUUGUUCGUGGAGGUGCAAGUGAGCAUGUUACGGGUCUUGCUUCCAAAAACCUGCCAACAUCAGAAGUGAUGAGAGAAUGGGGAGAGGCUGUUCAGUACAACCCUGAAAUCAUCCGGAUGAAGGUAGAGCCGCUUUAUGAAUUAGUGACUGCAACCAGCUUUGCAAAUGUCAAUACCCUGAAGCAAAAUAUGAGGAGGGCCUUAGAGGAGUUCCAACAGGAAACCAGUAGUUGUCGUUGUGCUCCAUGCCAGGGCAAUGGGACCCCCAUAUUGAAAGGAACUCGCUGUGACUGUCUAUGUCCUAUAGGGCAUCAAGGCGUUGCCUGUGAGAUCACACAAAGGACAGAUGUUGCUGUAGAUGGGAAUUGGAGUUGUUGGUCCAGCUGGUCAGCAUGCUCUGGAGGAGAGCGGAGACGAAGUCGGGAAUGUAACAAUCCUAGUGCACAAAAUGGUGGCGAGCCUUGCUCAGGUCUAAAUGCUGAAACUGUUAAUUGUUAA
Molecule: messenger RNA, 1770 nt
Organism: Gekko japonicus
Lineage: Eukaryota; Metazoa; Chordata; Lepidosauria; Squamata; Gekkonidae
Gene: C8B
Product: complement component 8, beta polypeptide
Exons: 12
Coding region: 1-1770 (589 amino acids)
Biological process (GO): immune response
Cellular component (GO): membrane attack complex
Molecular function (GO): protein binding
Source: RefSeq, a predicted model, not a curated record